GAAGUCUGCGAACGUCCGGGGGACGCCCCUUUGCCAGUCCUAAACAUUGUACGCAAACUGCCAGUCAUUCUUGUGAAUUGACAUUGACGGAUCUUCCGGCAGUUCCGUGCGCCGUGCGGUGGACAGGCGGAUCGGUGUGCGCGAAUUUAAUGUAAUUAAAAAACGACAAUUUAUAGUCAAAAUAAUGGGAGCGGUACGAAUAAUUAACGACGAUCGUCACUUCAACGGCGAGCUGACCAACGCCGGCCAGAAGCUCGUCGUCGUAGACUUCACAGCGAGUUGGUGCGGACCCUGUCAGAGAAUCGCCCCGAUAUUCGAGCAAUUGUCGCUCAAGUAUCCGAAAGCGGUGUUCCUGAAGGUGGACGUGGACAAAUGCGCGGACACCGCCUCGAUGCAGGACGUCAGCGCGAUGCCGACCUUCAUCUUCUACCGCAGGCGCGCGCGGCUGGGCCACUGCCAGGGCGCCGAUCCGGCAGGGCUGGAAUCCAAGAUCCAGCAGUUCUACGGAAGCGGCGGCGACGCCGACGACGCGGACGACUCGGUCGCGGACUCCCUGCCCGGCCAUAUGGACUUGUCCAGUUUCAUAAUGAAGCAGCAGUGCGAGUGUUUAAACGAAUCGGACCAUCACACUUUCCUUCAGUGUUUGAACUCGGACAGUGGGUAUCUCCAGAGCGAUGAGGAUGAGCAGCUGAUAAUGUCCAUCGCAUUCUCGCAGCCUGUUAAAGUUCACUCGCUCAAAAUCAAAGCGCCUACGGAAAAUGGUCCGAAAAAUAUCAAACUAUUCAUCAACCAGCCCAGGACGAUCGAUUUUGAAAUGGCGAGCUCCAACAGGAGUGUCCAAGAUCUAACAUUUUCAGCCAAGGACCUCGAGGAGGGAAAUCCGGUACCACUGCGCUACGUCAAGUUCCAGAAUGUGCAGAAUCUUCAAAUUUUUGUGAUAGACAAUCAGAACGGCACGGAAACAACAAGAAUCGAUCACCUAGUCUUAAUCGGCUCACCGAUCUCAACCACCAACAUGGGAGAAUUCAAGAGAGUGUCCGGCAAGAAGGGAGAAAGCCAUUGAGAGACUUUCCUGCAACAAUAAUAUAUCAGGAUAUCAUCAGGAAUUUUGAUUUGCCUACUAACAUUCCCCUAUUUUUUUUUCUGGCAAAGAAGAAAAGAGGAAAAAAAAGGAAAACCGAUGUAACGAGACUUAAAGCUUAAUAAAAACCGAUUUGAAUACCGUAA
This is a messenger RNA of Temnothorax curvispinosus, 1227 nucleotides long. RefSeq names its product thioredoxin-like protein 1 (gene Txl). Bases 185 to 1063 code for a protein of 292 amino acids. The transcript has 4 exons. The record is from RefSeq and is a predicted model, not a curated record. Lineage: Eukaryota; Metazoa; Arthropoda; Insecta; Hymenoptera; Formicidae.